AUGGUCGAGCUGAGCUUCUUGGAGCACAUGAUCGUGGGGCGGUACCCGCAGCCCUCCUGGGCGAGAUGCUUCAUCAACGCCUUGGCGCACAACAAGGUCUUUCUCCACGACGCCUCUCGGCGCCAUAUCCCGUUCAUCAUGCUGCAGGCGAUCGGUGACUUCGCGCGGUCCAACGAACGCACGCUAGAAGGUCUGCGGGCUUAUGUCGACCGUGCCAACCAAGACAUGGACGCUUUUCCGGGCAUCACCAUCGAAAUAGUACUGGUUUUGCCUACAGACAAGUACUGCCGCGUGGCAUUCUUGGCCUUCAGACCGAGAUACAACGUCCCGCUCCCCGAGGAUGGGGAGGACGAAAGAGCCGAGAAGUGCCUCGCCCGGUUCGAGGCUGAAGUGUUUGUCUAG
Molecule: messenger RNA, 402 nt
Organism: Kalmanozyma brasiliensis GHG001
Lineage: Eukaryota; Fungi; Basidiomycota; Ustilaginomycetes; Ustilaginales
Exons: 1
Coding region: 1-402 (133 amino acids)
Source: RefSeq, a predicted model, not a curated record